UUUCCUUCCUCGCGGACUACAGAGGGGAUUAGCGGCUACAAAGUAAGCCAUGUCAGGUGUCGAGGAAAUUCAAAAUGAUUCUGUAGAAAUUCAGGACGACAAAGAGUUUGACGUAGAGGCUGAGGACCACCUCGAGGAUGAUUAUUUUACGGACCCGACUCGAUAUAUAUUUUACAGAGACAGAAAGGAGUGGGCUGACCUGGAGCCUGUUCCUCAGGAUGAUGGGCCAAAUCCUGUUGUAAAGAUCGCCUACUCAGAAAAGUUCUCAGAUGUGUAUGACUAUUUCCGUGCACUCCUGAAGAAUGAUGAAAAAAGUGACCGCGCUUUCGCCUUGACAGCAGACGCCAUUGAGCUAAAUGCAGCCAAUUACACAGUUUGGCACUACAGGCGAGUACUGCUGCAAGCCCUGUCAAAGGACCUGAGGGAGGAGAUGAGGUACAUAACUGCCAUCAUCGAGGAGCAACCCAAAAACUAUCAAGUCUGGCAUCACAGACGUAUGGUGGUAGAGUGGUUGAAUGACCCCUCGGAGGAACUGGAGUUUAUUGCGGACAUUCUCAGCCAAGAUGCAAAGAAUUACCACGCCUGGCAGCACAGACAGUGGGUCAUCCAGGAGUACAAAUUGUGGGACAAUGAGUUGGAGUUUGUGGAAAAUCUGCUGGAAGAAGAUGUGAGGAAUAACUCUGCGUGGAACCAGAGGCAUUUUGUAAUUUCUCACACUACAGGCUUCUCUGAUCCAGCCAUAGUGGAAAGAGAGAUUCAGUACUGUCUCAACCAGAUCAAGAAGGCUCCCCACAAUGAAAGCGCAUGGAACUAUUUGAAAGGGAUGCUGCAAGACCGAGGUCUGUCGUCUGCACCGGGCCUGCUGGAGAGGGUCCUUGAGCUGAAGGAGACUCAUUGUUCCUCUUACCUUCUAGCAUUUCUAUUUGAUUGCUACGAGGACGCCUUGGAGAGCAGCAGCCAAAACGAAAAUGCGGUGGAACAGGAACGAAUGGAAACUUUAAGAAAGGCUCUAGAAAUUUGUGAACUUCUGGCACAUGAGAAGGACACAGUCCGCAAGGAGUACUGGCUGUUUUUGGGACGAUCUUUAAAGAACAAAUUUGGAAGCAGUGCCCCUAACGAGCCUCCGAGAGAUGAUCCCGAACCAUCAGUCCCAGCGUCCGGGCAGCAGGAGACAAGCUAGACCAGUACAUCUGUAUUUUUUUUGUCUUUUGAACAUUUAAAUCUGACAGCAGUCCCCAUUUACUGAUAAACCCCUGUUACUAUGUUUUCAUGCACACUUGAUUCUGUAAUGAUUUUCAGAGAUGGUUCACAUCUGUUAAUAUCUGAUUAGAGAAAAAAAAAUCCACACUAGCAACAGCUUUCUGACAUGUUUGUUGUAUUUCUUUGUGUUGUUUUUUAAAAUAAUUUAUGUUAGUUUUGUGAUAAUUCUUACAUUUUCCAAAUAACAGGAUAUUUUCGAACGGACACUCAUCUCCAAAUAAGACUGGGUGGAGCUUAGUAUGCAUGUAAACGCACUCUUCAUAUGACACCUGCAGGACUUUUUGGUUUGGUCAGUCAGAGAAUACAUGUAAUUCUGUUUUGCAUCAUGAAGCAUAAAAAUAAAACUGUUUGUAGUA
Epinephelus fuscoguttatus (brown-marbled grouper) is the source of this 1616-nucleotide messenger RNA. It is a transcript of the gene fnta, whose product is annotated as farnesyltransferase, CAAX box, alpha. The transcript is spliced from 9 exons. Gene Ontology annotation, biological process: protein farnesylation; protein geranylgeranylation. Gene Ontology annotation, cellular component: protein farnesyltransferase complex; CAAX-protein geranylgeranyltransferase complex; cytoplasm. Lineage: Eukaryota; Metazoa; Chordata; Actinopteri; Perciformes; Serranidae. Gene Ontology annotation, molecular function: CAAX-protein geranylgeranyltransferase activity; protein farnesyltransferase activity. The record is from RefSeq and is a predicted model, not a curated record. The coding region runs from base 50 to 1180 and encodes 376 amino acids.